Molecule: messenger RNA, 1601 nt
Organism: Sinocyclocheilus rhinocerous
Lineage: Eukaryota; Metazoa; Chordata; Actinopteri; Cypriniformes; Cyprinidae
Gene: cdca3
Product: cell division cycle associated 3
Exons: 7
Coding region: 221-1540 (439 amino acids)
Source: RefSeq, a predicted model, not a curated record
ACAGAGCCACCCAUUUAAAUGCUCUCGCUGGAGUCACACACGGAGUUUGGAUUGGAAGACGACCGAAGCAUUUCAUUGUUGAUAUCUGCUUUUGUACAUAUAUAGGUGUAUAAAACUUAACAAAGUUGAUUUGAUACAGCUUGAGAGAUUAAAAGGAAAAUAGAGCGGACUGCACGUGGAACAUUAACCCGUGCUGUUUUUCAGUAGCAAACAGUGUAAAAUGGGUGCCGGUGAAAGCAAGCUGUCUGUGGCAUCAACACCAAAACUAGAGCCGAGAGCUGAACGAGUAGCGAGACUCUCAGACCCGCGUUCACCGUCAUGCGCUGUCGACCGCACACCUAUACAGGUGGGCGUGGCUUACUCUCCUCUUCCUGUGGCGGAGUCAGUCGGGCCUGUGUUUGACCCCCGCUCACCCACACCUGGCAUCACUCGAACACCAGUAAAGGUGAGUGUCGCGUCUCUUGCUCAGCGGCUGAGCACCUUCUUUCUCAAUGACGUCAAGUCCGGUAGCGACUCUGUUCCUCCCCUUCCUCCGGUCUCCUUCACCAAACACCCCGGCCUGCCCAAUGUGAAUCUGCAAAAUGAAGCAGUCCCCAGAGAUCCUCUGCUCCCUCUGGUAAAAGCCCAGAACUCAUCCACCCUCAACGGACACGCAGAUGCUGUGUCCACCCCUUCAGAGGGCUACGGCUCCAUAUGCAGCAGCCCGUUUGUGUUGAUCGGAGACGCACAGAUGGAGGUGGAGGUGGAUGCUGAGGCCUCGCUGGAAGAGGCGGAGGAGGCUCUGCUGCUCUGUGCUUCACCAUUAAGGAAAGAGCUCAGUUUGAGUCUUCUUGCUUGUCGUGAAGGUGUUUACUCAUCUUCUCUGGAGGAACGUCCUCUGACUCCUCUUCCUCCUGCUGAGAGGCAAGCGAAUGAAGAUCACUCCUACGCGCUCUUCUCAGUCCCACCACGAUCCACAGAGCAUGAAACUUCCACGCCUGUUGUUGAAGCUAUCGUGACCUCGGAGGCAGAUGAGGUCCCGUCACAGACCUCUGAGGAACAGGUGACUUCUGCACUUCCAGAGUCCAGCCAUGAGCAGCAGGAGGAGAGCAAGCCUCCCACACCUCAAUCUGUUGUCUCCUCCAGCAAAUCCAGCCCAGUUGAAACGGUCCAGUCCGGCAUCCGUUGUCUGAAGUUUGACACCCGCAGCCCAAGUCAGGCCAUUUUUAAGCCCCAGUGGUUGGGCGUGGGCUUCGGGAGCACUGGAGUCAGAGCGAGAGGGGUACAGGCGCGUGGAAAGACAUCUGUGUCCUCACCACUCUCCACCAAAAACACGGCCACAAAUGAGAAUAACAACAUGGUUGUGCGCACCAAACAGAGACCAAGAGAAAAAGUUCUGGUUGGUGAGGGCAGAUCGCCUCUGCAGAUCCUGAGGGAGGCUAAUUCACCCAGAGACCGCAACUCCCAGAUGAAGUUGAAAGUGUCCACCCCUGAAAAACAGCGAUUCAGCCAGAUGGACAGGAGAGCUCUGAUUCUGUCACUCAACAAGGAGAACGAGUGAUUCGAACCGAGCAGACCAGGAUAAAUCCAGCCAACACUGUGUAUAUACUACAGUUUUAAGC